UAACCCUCAACAAGAUCAAAACACUCCCUCUAACCAACAAGAAUCAGACUUAACAAUCCAACAAUUAUCUUCUUUACAUCAAGAAAAUACUGCUAAACAACAACAACCACUAACCGAAAACCAAGAUCAACAAUCUUUACAACAAUCUUAG
This is a messenger RNA of Racocetra persica, 151 nucleotides long. Lineage: Eukaryota; Fungi; Glomeromycota; Glomeromycetes; Diversisporales; Gigasporaceae. The record is from the annotation of a GenBank genome assembly.